Protopterus annectens (West African lungfish) is the source of this 9310-nucleotide messenger RNA. RefSeq names its product protein unc-13 homolog B-like. The coding region runs from base 1343 to 7327 and encodes 1994 amino acids. The record is from RefSeq and is a predicted model, not a curated record. Lineage: Eukaryota; Metazoa; Chordata; Ceratodontiformes; Protopteridae. Gene Ontology annotation, molecular function: calcium ion binding; phospholipid binding; syntaxin-1 binding. Gene Ontology annotation, cellular component: synaptic vesicle membrane; presynaptic active zone cytoplasmic component; presynaptic membrane. The transcript is spliced from 35 exons. Gene Ontology annotation, biological process: synaptic transmission, glutamatergic; presynaptic dense core vesicle exocytosis; synaptic vesicle priming.
UGUGAGCUACCACAAAUUGAUGUCUCUCUUUCUUUUACAAUAAUAACAGCCCUCACUUAUGUCACUCCUCUUCCUGUCACAGAAGUCGGGAUUUGUCUUCUUAAUUAUAUGCAAUCUUUAUUUCUGCUGUUUAGCCUCUAGAGCAAAAGUGAUGACCCAAAUGGCACUUCCCAGUCGGAGGAGGGCUGUACAUUUGAUUGUGUGUGUGUAUAUGCGUGCUCGUGUAGUGCUUUGGGCAGGAGAGAGCAGCUGUAGAUGAAAAACCAGUACACUGUGCUUCUCACUCUCUCUCACACACAAACACUUGUAAGGAUAGGCUUUUUUUUAUUUUGUGUUGAUCGUAAGGAAGGAGAUCUGACUGGCAAUAGACUGCUGUGCAUCUGUCAGGGAAAUGAAAAUCGGUCUUCACAGUUCCCAGCUCUGAGAGUUUCUCUUGUACCCAUCCUUUCUGAUGUUUUACUUGGUUUUGUUCAGCACGUUUACUCAGACCUUAAUGCUUUCUUUCCUAUGUGGAGCUAAUAGGGCAGAUGGGCAACAGCAGCAACACCUGAUGUGGCAUGGAAUAUGGGCACCCUUCAUUCAGUUGAUACAAGCAGAUGGACAUCUGCUGGGAUGCGAGGAUGCUACUGUACCCAGCCCAAUAUUUUUUUUAUCUUAAGUUGAAAACAUGCAAAGGCUGUAGAUGUGAGUAAGAAGUCUGCAAAAUGUUUAUUUUCAGCUGCUAAGAGGAAACUUUGAAACACUUUGUGAAAAUGCAGUAUCCUUUUUUGUAUUUUUAUUCAAAAUGAAGGGUUAGCUGCAAUCUUACAGCAGCAAGAAAGUCCGGGAUUUAAAGUACUGUUGGUGACCGUGAUCAUUGCAAAAAUCACCCAUAAAUGUACCAGAUUUUCAGAUAGUCACAGUCUCUCCACUUGAAGGCAACAUGAGAAACAAAUUUGUUGGAAUCUGGAUUUAUAACUGAGCAUGCACCUCCUUCUGGGUUGGCGAAGCUUAAUCUACAUUCAUAGGCAAAUUCAUUGCCAUUGUGUGAUACCAGAGAUCCAAAACUCUGGAUUAAGGAAGUGAGGGGAUGAUCAGUGUUGUACAUAUCAUAAUGCAGGCAUAUAUGCUAUGCCACUACAAAAAUGUUCCAAGAAAGUAAAUGAGUCCCAUAAUUUCCUUUUGUACAUACUUUAUUGUUCAUUUAUUGGAUUAUAAAUGAACCCAACAGGCUGCAGUACUCAUUUGAGCAAACACUUUUCUAGCUAGAGUUCAGAAAUGAUUAAAAAAAUGUAGGUUCCUGCUGAGGUGUGGAAGUGCAAUGCAUAUAUCUGUGUGAGAUGCACUGAAUCAGAAGACAACCAUGGGUGACAGCCAUCCUUCACUGAGUGAAGGUGAGUCCAUUAUAUCUGUGUAUGUAACACACACGGAUUCACCCACCAUGGACUUCAAUGGUGAAGACACAAAACUGAAUGACCUCUACAUUGAAGAAGAAGAAGCAGCAGCUGAGGAUGGAAAUACUGAAACACCUUGCUGUGUUGAGCAGAUUGAGUGUGAAAGUAUGCGGACUUGUGUAAGUGAACAUGUCGAUUCAUCGAACAGCUCGUCAAAUUCAGAUGAUCUGGACAUUUCAGAUGAUCUAGACAUUUCCAUGAACAGUAUUAAACCUGAUGAUGAGAGCAACACUAAUAUGCUUUUGUCAGAUUCAGAGCUACUUGAGGACGGGAAUCACAUGCCUUUGGACCACUCUAGUGAUGUCAUUGAGCAUAUUGUAAAGGAGCUUCAAGGAAUUAGUGAGCUUCAAGAAGAAAUAGCAGGACUGCGACAGCAUUUGAGCUCAAUAAAAGGAUCUAUGGAUGAGGUUUCCUGCUGUGUUGAUACUGUACUGGGGGACAUAGAGGAUAUGCAGAUUAGUUUUUGGGCCUCCAGGAAACAUUCAGCAACUAAACCAUGCCCCAUAUUGCGUACACCGUCAAAAAAUAGAGUAUUUAGCUUGUAUUUCCAUGAAGUUCCCGAACUUCCUGAAGAAAAGACAACAGAGGUAAUAAAACAUAUUUUAUCAGACUGUAGUUUUUUUAAUGCUGCAAAACAUGACUUUGCAAUCUGGGAAGCUUGUAGGGAAGGUACUGCUGCAGCUGAGAGUGGAACACCAAGACCAGUCCUUGUGAAAUUUGUACGCAGGGAAGACUGGGACAUAAUUCUGAAAAACACUUCUAAUAUUUUACAACAUUCAGGUGUUAGGAUUUCCAUUACUGGUCAAGGAUCACAACGGAGGCAGUCACUGCCCUUAAUGCAAGGGUCAUCAGAAAAAAAAUCGAAACUGAUGUCCUGCAGUUCAGUAGACUCAGGUGACAGAAGAACCGCAGAGCUUCGUAGACGUGAAGCAGUUUACAGGGAAGUGUCUGGUUGCAUGGAAGUAAAGUCUCCAGCUAAGAAAAUGAGUCAUGUAGUUGAAUUGCAUAAAAAGGUCCCACACAGCAGUUUUUCUCCACAGCAUUUUCCUGUAAAAUCUUCAGAAUACUUGUCUAAAUUACAUAACCGAGACAUUCCAGACAAUUCUUCAUUACUGAGUCUAUCUCCAUUUCACCAGAGAAGUACCUCCAGGCAUCCUAGGCUGUCAGAACUAGGUAGUUAUUCCCAUAGCACGCUAGAAGAAGCAGAUACAGCUGAUGACUUUCUUAGUGUACAGAAGGGAUCAAUUUCUGGUGUUUUUGAACAACAAACAAAAUUAUUAAGGACAGACGUAAGGUCAGAGUCAAAUGAUUUCAGGUCUGAAAAGCUAAAAGUGCAAUCGGUAAAUGACUGUAAAAGCAAAGAGUUUCACAACUCUUCAUCUUUACUUGGUGAUGAAGCUGGAAAAAGGAUUCCUGUUUUUCCGGGGAUUCAAGUAUUGAAGACUGUAUAUGCAGACAUUGGUGACCAAGAACAGUUGGAUCAGGCACUAAGGGAGGUUUAUGAGAAUUCUCAGUAUUACCUGGGCUCUUCUGAAGAAAAUAUUGAUCUUGUGGACAUGAAGUUUUAUGUCAAUAAGCUGGGGAAGGCUUUACAACACUUUCGAUCUGCCUUGAAGGAGUUGUUUCACAGACUGGAAAGUACUGGUUCUUUUACUCCAGAAUCCUUCCCCGAGUCAAAUCCAGAGAACUUUCAAGCAGAAAUUUGCACUUGUCCAAAACGGUCAACAAUGGAAAAUCUGCAGAAUGGAGAUGUAUGUUUCCCCAGGGAAAGCAGUUCAGAUGUCUGCCAAGAAAACAGUCAAGAUGACCAGACAGGCAAAUUAAAUUUUUCAGAAUGCAAAGGACACCAGUGUUUUGAAUCUGACAGUAUGUCACCAGGGUGCCAUGGUUCACCUCAUUCUCUGUUAUCGGUACAUUCCAUAUCAGAGUCUUGUUCGGACAAGACCCAUCCAACCUGUAGUGAGGGACACGGUUCUGAUUUUCAUGAAGACCAAAGCGGAAUUUCUGAGUGCCCUGCUCACAACUUAAAAAAGAUGGAGCAGGUUUGUGCUGAGACCAUAUAUCUUAACAAGUGUUUAAACAACUUUAAGAAUGUUCUAAGGGAGAAACGGCAAAUGCAGAAACAGUAUCUGAAAGAUGUUGUAUGGGACUCUUACAGGACAUCAGUGGAUGAGUGGAACCCAGAAGAAUUUGGAGAAGAAGCACAGGCUCAACUUGGAAAUGAAGGUGAUCCAUCAAAGCCACCGUGGGUUAAAGGAGGGCCUGGAGGUGGGCUAUAUGGAAUUGACAGCAUGCCUGACCUACGUAAAAAGAAACCAAUCCCUCUUGUCAGUGAUUUGGCCAUGUCACUGGUCCAGUCAAGAAAGGCUGGUAUUGCAAUGGCAAACCGUACCUCCCUUAAGGAUGAAGAAUUGAAAAGCCACGUUUACAGAAAGACACUUCAAGCCUUAAUUUACCCCAUUUCUUCAACAACACCUCACAAUUUUGAAGUCUGGACUGCCACUACUCCUACUUAUUGCUAUGAAUGUGAAGGGCUGCUAUGGGGCAUUGCUCGGCAGGGAAUGCGUUGCACUGAAUGUGGGGUCAAAUGUCAUGAGAAGUGCCAAGAUCUGCUCAACGCAGACUGUUUACAGAGAGCAGCAGAGAAGAGCUCCAAGCAUGGAGCAGAAGACAGAACACAAAAUAUUAUCAUGGCCAUGAAAGACCGGAUGAAAAUCCGAGAGAGGAACAAACCAGAAAUCUUUGAUUUGAUCAGGGAUGUGUUUGAGAUGGCCAAGAUCCCUCACACUCAACAGAUGAAAACAGUAAAACAAAGUGUUCUUGAUGGCACUUCCAAAUGGUCUGCAAAAAUCACUAUAACAGUGCUCUGUGCCCAGGGUUUACAAGCCAAAGACAAAACUGGAUCCAGUGAUCCAUAUGUAACCGUUCAAGUUGGUAAAACCAAGAAACGAACAAAAACCAUUUAUGGAAACUUGAAUCCUGUAUGGGAAGAGAAAUUUCACUUUGAGUGCCAUAACUCGUCUGACCGAAUAAAAGUACGAGUCUGGGAUGAGGACGAUGACAUCAAAUCUCGAGUCAAGCAAAGAUUGAAACGAGAAUCUGAUGAUUUCUUGGGGCAAACGAUCAUCGAAGUGCGGACUCUGAGUGGAGAAAUGGACGUCUGGUAUAAUCUUGAGAAGCGGACAGACAAAUCUGCUGUUUCUGGUGCUAUUCGACUACAGAUCAGUGUUGAAAUUAAAGGAGAAGAAAAAGUAGCUCCUUACCAUGUGCAGUACACCUGUCUCCAUGAGAAUCUUUUCCAUUAUCUUACUGAUGGUGUUGGGAGUGGAGGGGUAAAGAUCCCUGAUGCCAAAGGAGAUGAUGCUUGGAAGGUUUACUUCGACGAGACUGCCCAAGAAAUAGUGGAUGAAUUUGCAAUGCGCUAUGGGAUAGAAUCCAUUUACCAGGCCAUGACGCAUUUUGCAUGUUUAUCUUCAAAGUACAUGUGUCCUGGUGUGCCGGCAGUGAUGAGCACCUUGUUAGCAAACAUUAACGCAUAUUAUGCACACACGACUGCGUCCACAAAUGUUUCUGCUUCGGAUCGCUUUGCUGCUUCAAACUUUGGGAAAGAAAGGUUUGUCAAACUUCUGGAUCAGUUGCACAACUCUCUUCGAAUUGAUCUUUCAAUGUAUCGGAACAAUUUUCCAGCAAGUAGUCCUGAACGGUUGCAAGACCUAAAAUCUACCGUGGAUUUACUGACAAGUAUUACUUUCUUUAGAAUGAAGGUUCAAGAACUACAGAGUCCACCACGAGCCAGCCAGGUGGUUAAGGACUGUGUGAAGGCCUGUCUGAAUUCCACAUAUGAGUACAUCUUCAAUAACUGCCAUGAGUUGUACUGUCGUGAAUACCAGAAUGACCCAAAUAAAAAAGAUCUUCCACCAGAAGAACAAGGUCCCAGCAUUAAGAAUUUAGACUUUUGGCCUAAGUUAAUCACAUUAAUCGUGUCAAUAAUAGAAGAGGAUAAAAACUCUUAUACCCCUGUGCUGAACCAGUUUCCUCAGGAGCUGAGUGUAGGUAAAAUCAGUGCUGAGGUUAUGUGGAAUUUAUUUUCGCAGGACAUGAAGUAUGCCAUGGAAGAACAUGAAAAACAUCGUCUUUGCAAGAGUGCUGACUACAUGAACCUGCACUUCAAGGUGAAGUGGUUGUACAAUGAAUAUGUGAGAGACUUGCCUGCCUGCAAAGGGAGCAUCCCGGAGUAUCCAGUGUGGUUUGAACAGUUUGUAACACAGUGGCUUGACGAAAAUGAAGAGGUGUCUCUGGAGUUUCUGCACGGUGCUCUGGAGAGAGAUAAAAAGGAUGGGUUCCAGCAAACAUCUGAGCAUGCUCUGUUUUCCUGCUCGGUCGUUGACGUGUUCACGCAGCUAAAUCAAAGUUUUGAGAUCAUCAAGAAGUUGGAGUGUCCUGACCCAAAUGUAGUUGCCCAUUACAUGCGGAGAUUUGCCAAGACAAUCGGCAAGGUGCUUUUACAGUAUGCAGAUAUCAUUUCCAAGAGUUUUCAAUCUUACUGCCUGAAGGAGAAAAUACCGUGUAUCCUGAUGAACAAUGUUCAACAGUUAAGAGUCCAGCUUGAGAAGAUGUUUGAAGCCAUGGGUGGAAAGGAGCUGGACAGUGAAGCUAGCGACACACUGAAGGAGCUUCAGGUUAAACUGAACACUGUUCUAGAUGAACUCAGUGCAGUCUUUGGAAACAGCUUCCAACCUCGGCUUGAUGAGUGCAUUAAACAAAUGUCUGAUAUACUUUGCCAAGUGAAAGGUACAGGGAAUGUCCCUGCAAGUGCUAGAAACACAGUGGCUCAGGAUGCAGACAAUGUCCUCAGGCCUCUGAUGGACUUCUUAGAUGGCAAUUUAACGCUGUUUGCCAAAGUCUGUGAAAAGACAGUGCUGAAGAGAGUUCUCAAGGAACUCUGGAGGAUUGUGAUGAACACAAUGGAGAAGGCGAUAGUCUUACCGCCGUUAACAGAUCAAACGAUUAUUGGAACACAGCUCAUAUUCACUGCUGCCAAGGAACUCGGCCAGUUGUCUAAACUGAAGGAUCACAUGGUUCGGGAGGAAACAAGAAGUCUUACACCUAAGCAAUGUGCCAUUAUGGAUCUUGCACUGGACACAAUAAAGCAAUAUUUCCAUGCGGGUGGAAAUGGAUUAAAAAAGACGUUUCUGGAGAAGAGUCAGGAUUUGCAGUCCUUGCGUUAUGCACUUUCUCUCUACACACAGACCACAGACACCCUCAUCAAAACGUUUGUUCAGACUCAGACUUCUCAGGUGCAUGAUGGGAAGGGGAUUAGGUUUACUGCUAAUGAGGACAUUCUUCCCGAUAAGGGUUCUGGAGUGGAUGAUCCAGUCGGAGAAGUUUCACUUCAGAUUGAUAUUUUCACUCACCCUGGAACUGGCGAGCAUAAGAUCACGGUGAAAGUUGUGGCAGCAAAUGACUUAAAGUGGAAUACAACCGGCAUGUUCCGUCCUUUUGUCGAAGUUACCAUGAUUGGGCCUCAUCUCAGUGACAAGAAAAGAAAAUUUACCACCAAGUCCAAGAGUAACAACUGGGCUCCGAAAUACAAUGAGACAUUCCAUUUCAUACUUGGUAAUGAAGAUGGGCCAGAGUGCUAUGAGCUGCAAGCCUGCGUAAAAGAUUAUUGCUUUGCUCGUGAGGAUCGUGUAAUUGGCAUAGCGCUCAUGCAGCUCAGAGACAUAGCUGAUAAGGGAAGCUGUGCUUGCUGGUGCCCACUAGGUCGAAGGAUUCACAUGGAUGAAACAGGACUUACAAUUCUCAGAAUACUUUCACAAAGAACCAAUGAUGAAGUUGCAAAAGAGUUUGUCAAGCUAAAAUCAGAAAUUCGAUCCCCCGAGGAAGGCAGUUAAAAGAAUGUCUUUGUCGUUAUUCGUUGGGUCAUUUAUUUUGCUGAUAAAAUGAUACCUCGUGCCAACAUGUGCAAGUGUUUAUUUUUAUAUGUUUUUGUUUAUUUUAAGUUAGACAUUGCGCACUAUUUUAUCACUGUUCAAAAAAUAUAAAGCAUGUAUUGUACAGUUAACAGUCCUCUUGUGAAUACUUUAUUUAUAGUAGCCAAAAACAGUAUAUAGAUGCACAUUUAACUACUGUUUAAAAUCUGAUGUGUACAUAUAUGUAUAUACAUAAACAAUAUUUUAAUUACAUAGUUUAUGUACUCUAUAUAUGAGUACAUGUUUUUCUGUGGCUGAUUGAGCACUGUGAUAUCAUCCUCGGGAUGAGAGCAAGCCCUUCCUAAAUCUACAAAAUAUUAGGAGGCUAUGUUAUUCAUCUGUCUUGCACAUGACUGCCAAAGGCUAUUUUGAAUUUAUUUAGAUAACACUAGUACAUUCCUUUGCAAGAAAAGAUUUGUAUGAAUAUAAUGUGAUGGUUUGCAGUAUAAGGCCCUGGUGUAAAAAAGUAGUGUAGAUUAUACUGCAUGUCACAGAAUGUUGAACAAAAUGUCAAAACGUGUGCACUGGCCACCAAAAGAAAAGAAACAGAGAAUCUGUUUGAAAUCUUAUGAUGUUGGUGAAAUGAUAACUUUUGGCCUAUUUCUGAAAAGUAUUAUGGGAAAUGCCCUCACACAUAGUAAUCUCUGUUAGAUAAUGUACUUCAGAAUAAAUGUAGUUGUCUGGUAAGUUUCCAGUGCGGUUAAUCCAGAACUGCUCUAGGGCAGUGGUUUUGUUUGCAUUUCAGUCCACUAAUCUAGAAGCACUUUUAUUUUUAGACUGGGCAGCUGCAGUAGUUUAUUUUUUGUAACGAAAUGUGAAAAAUUCCUUCUAACCACACUACUCAAACUGUGGGUCAUUCUGCUUGUGACUGACGUAUUUUAAGAAGUUAGGUUUUGGGGGGGGGGGACUAUGUGAUUUGUGUAUGUAUGAUUGCGUCUGUUUUCUAAUGAUGUCUUCUCUUAACAAAAUUAUUGCACUAGCGUAGAAAAAAAGAGGACAAACUGUGCGCCUAAGCAAAAGCGUUAGUUGCACAGAAAGUGGAUUAAACGUCGAGUAACUGUUUACUAUGUCUUUGCUCUCCUUUAGAAUUGAUGUUCACAGUAUCGGAGCAAUUCUAGGACCUAUCUUAAAUACUGUUCCCUUGUCACCAAAUGUCUUACUACUCCUCAGCAUUCAGAAUAUGUAGUGUUGUUACACUGUAAAUCUAAGAAUUAAAUGAUUGGGUUUGUGCAUACAAUGUACUGUAAUAACCCUUAAACAAACUAAAGAAAUGCAUGGGAUGCUAUAUUCUUUUACUCUCUUUUUGUAAUUUUCUCAACAGCAAAAAGUAAAUGGAAAAUGUAUUAAAACAUCUAUUUGACAUGCUUUUAGAAUUAACUUUCACUGACAACUUAGUGUACAUUUAUGUUUGAUCUUUUACUGUUGCCUACAGCUGUGUUAUAAUCACUUUCUGAAUUAUAAUGUGACUUCUAAAAUUCUUGAAGUCGUAUGUGCCAUCAUCUGAGAAAAGGGAAAUAGACUUUCAUUUCCUUAUUCAAUAAAUUGUUUUUAUGCUGCAUAAACUAUGUGACCAUUUUGAUUGUGUCUUAGCUUUCUUUCUGUCAUUGCUCUGUUUUCAGGAAAUAAAUGUUGUAAAUAAUGAAGCUGCUGAUACUGCAAUACAUUUAAAAAAGCAUUCAACAGCUGCAGAAAACAAAUAUUUGAUAUACAUUCCAUUCUGUUACUGAAGAUUAAGCAACUUGUUUCUGUCAACAUUAAAGUAACAUGCAAAUGAUGUCUGUUGUGUAUGUAAUUUGAAUUAGUUCUGAUUUUUAAUAAAUGACAUAAGACUAUAUCCUGACUAAAGCUGGGGAAGUGGAGUAGAUGAUCUUUGUUUCUUCAAAUAAAUCAUUCAGUCAUGAAAGA